AUGGCCUCCUUCUUUGGCUUCUCGUCGAGCUCGUCCGCCGCCAAGCUCGCCCCGACCAAGCCGGAAGACCUCCCGGUGGAAGUGACCAUCACGCCAACUGCGGGUGCCUUCUACGCAGGGGAGACGUUCAGCGUCGGCAUUGCCUUCUCCUGCUCGCGGCGUCCUGGCGCCACGCAUGCCGCUUUCCAGCCCAAUAGCCCUCUGGUCGGAGGGAGCAGCUCGGCGGAUAAUUUCAAAACGCCAACUUCGGCCACUCGGACCCUGGACCCAUCUUCACAGUUAGUGGAGCCAAGCCAGCUGCCCACACGUAAACGGCAGAUAGGUCUCGCUAUAGAUACCCCGCCCGAAUCAUACAAUGCAAAAGCGGGUCCCUCACGCCUCACGACCCCUCGUGUCCACCCAAGCGGAGGGGGAUAUACCGACUCUCCAGCGGUAUACGCGGACUCGCCCUACUCCCCUGGCGCGAAUCCGGCUCGAGGAGGGUGGCUAAUAUCAGGCUCGCCUAUGAGGGAUGGACUCGGGAUGAGGAGUCCGGAAGGUGCGAGGCGGUAUUCUGGCAAGACGGGGCAGGAGAGGCGGACGCAGAGUUUGGCGAUGGGGAAAGGGAUGAGUCCGCAGGAGAUGGUGUGGGCCUUAGGGGGACAGCGUGAGUUGGUCUCUCCACCGCCAUUGCCUAGUCGCCGACCACCGGGGGAGACACGCAUACCUUCCUCUCAUCCACAUUCUCGCAAGAUAUCAGUCACGACUCAGCCUCGACCCAACUCCCCCUCUGCAGGAAUCAUUGACCUGUCAGAUGAUCACUUGGCUACCAUCCCCGAAUCUGCUUCUACCACGGAAAUGAACGGCCGCUCCCGUCCACAACUCUCCCGCAUUACAUCCGCCUCAUCCGCCUCCUCCUCGGCUACCGCCUCUUACGUCGACAUAGGGGACGAUACCCCUCGAUACCGGCCCUGCUCUGAUCGUCGCAUCCUCUCUCCUCCCCUCACGCACCGCUCACCGCCUCCUUCCCAUCCUUACAUUCGCUCCCUCGCCGAACCUCGCGAAACAACCAUCCUCUGGGCCCACACCCGCAUCGUAGCGCACUUUCACCCCUCAAACGCCUACAUCCCACCGGACCCUCUGCUCCCACUUCGCUCGCUCCUUCUACACCAACCCAUUGGCGCUGGGUCCGGUGCCCUCACCUCCUCCCAAUCCGCAGCUGGAGGAUCGAGAUGGCAAUUGUCCUUCGGAACGGGAACGAUCGGGCACGAGACCAAGCCGUCUCUGACGGGCUCGCUGGUCGGGCUGGCAAGCUCGCUGGUGUAUGGUGGAUCCGCAGGGACGUUGGAGGAAGAUCGUAAAAAAGCGUGGAACACGAAAGACCUGCCUGUCCUGGAGACUGCCCGGAGCCUUUUGGGCGUGGACAUACGGCUGAAAGAAGGGGAGAAGAGGGAGUAUACGUAUUCCUUUCCGAUACCGAGGGAUCUACCGCCCACGCAUCGCGGGAGGGCGUUUGCGUUUGGGUGGAGUCUGGUGUUGAGCAUGGCGGUGGGGAACGGAGGGAGUAGGGAGAUUGAGGUGCCGAUAAGAGUGUGGAAUCAUGUUGCUCUUGGGUCGGCGCCGCAGCCAUAUAAUGUGCUCAGCCCGAUCAUCCAGACUCGCGACGAGGGCACCGUGGUCGAGGUCAAGCCCCUCUCGGCGCCUUCUGCAUCACUCAGCUCGCCCCAGCCAGCAGCGAAAUCAGGCGAUACGAAAGCAUCGCUGGACGCCUAUGCCCAACAGCUGCUGAAUACAAGCCAUUCGACGCCCAAAGCAGCUCCACCCUCGCCAGGGCGGAAGCUCGCCUCGGCUCGUCCGGCUUCGCCAUCACGAUCUACGAGACCUGAGGAGGACGGGGCAAGCGUGCCGCUAGGAAACGGCGCCCUGGAUAUACCAGACUCGGGAACAUUAAGGGCUGGGCGCGGGAGAAAGGGAAGCUUCAUCCAAGGGGAUGAGGAGCUGGUGGAGGAAGGAGGCGACGGACAUGGGUGCGAUCAAGCAGUCGAGAUUCUCAGCCGGCACUCCACUAAAGCAUCCUACGAUAUUGCCAAAGACGGGGACCUCGUCUCGGUCUUUACACUCCUUAAAACCACCCACCGCCUCGGCGAAACCAUUCUCGGCGUAAUCACAAUCAACCCGCCCCCUCAUCCUUCUCCGACGCGCCGCGUCCUUCGCUUCUCAGCGUACCUCGAGUCCAACGACCUCAUCCCCACAUCCCUCCUGCCCCCUUCGGCGCGCGGCGGCGUCUCGGCCCAGCCCGCGCUGGUACGGACCCAUGCGGACUUUAACGCGGGAUACGUGAAUCACACGGGACGGCUGGCGUUCAAUCUGGAUAUUCCGUCAGACGGGACGCCGGGAUUUGCGUUUGGCGCGGCGGCGGAAGAGGGGGAUGGAGGGGUGGAGUGGAGGAUACGUCUGGCGUUCCUCGUGACUAGCCCGAGUCGCCAUGGGGAGAGGGGAGGGGAAGCGCGGUCAGUGCUCGUCAGUGCGAAUGAGGGGGACAAUCGGUUUUACGAGGCGACGAAUUCGUUGGCGCCGAUAGAAGUGGAUGUGGGAGGGGCAGGGAGGGAGGUGAUGGAAGAACAGAUGGGAACGGAGACGGUGGAGUGUGAGAUACCGAUCAAGGUACUGCCGGGGAAUACAGCGUUGAAGGUGCGGCCGUUAGUGUAUAUCAUCUAG
Dioszegia hungarica is the source of this 2697-nucleotide messenger RNA. RefSeq names its product Rgp1-domain-containing protein. Gene Ontology annotation, biological process: retrograde transport, endosome to Golgi. The coding region runs from base 1 to 2697 and encodes 898 amino acids. Gene Ontology annotation, cellular component: Golgi membrane; Ric1-Rgp1 guanyl-nucleotide exchange factor complex. The record is from RefSeq and is a predicted model, not a curated record. NCBI's taxonomy places the organism in Eukaryota, Fungi, Basidiomycota, Tremellomycetes, Tremellales, Bulleribasidiaceae. The transcript has 4 exons.